This is a messenger RNA of Ornithorhynchus anatinus (platypus), 520 nucleotides long. RefSeq names its product NADH:ubiquinone oxidoreductase subunit B11 (gene NDUFB11). The transcript is spliced from 3 exons. The record is from RefSeq and is a predicted model, not a curated record. NCBI's taxonomy places the organism in Eukaryota, Metazoa, Chordata, Mammalia, Monotremata, Ornithorhynchidae. The coding region runs from base 21 to 470 and encodes 149 amino acids.
GGAGGAGGCGGCGGGGUGUCAUGGCGGCGGCGGGGUGGCUGGGGUCGUGCUCCCGUCGCCUCCUCGGGGCGGCCCGGGCCCCGGCCGGUGUGUCGCGCUGGCGCUCCGGCGGUGUGGGCGCCGUGGCGGCCCCGGCCGAGAAGGGGAGCCCGGAGCCGGUGGUCCAUCAGCAGGAGGACCCCGACCCGGAGGACGUCAAUCUCUACGAGAAGAACCCCGACUCCCACGGCUUUCACCCGGACCCUUUCUUGGACCUGUGGAACAUGCGUCUUGUCUUCUUCUGUGGAGUCUCCAUCACCCUGGUGCUGGGCUCGGUCUUCGUUGCCUAUCUGCCUGACUAUCGGAUGCGGGAGUGGGCGCGGCGGGAAGCGGAGCGCCAGGUGAAGGAGCGCGAGGCGAAGGGCCUGCCCCUCAUGGUCUCCAACUACUUCGACCCCAGCAAGAUCGUGUUGCCCGAAGAUGACGACUGAGCCCGACUCCUCGUCCUCCCCUUCCCCCAAUAAAAUGAUUCACUCUCAGA